ACUAAGUAUGUAAACACAGAAACAGAGUUCCUCGUGUUCCACACACAGAUGUAAUGUUCAAUCAGAUGUACUUAUACCCCAAUAGUCAGCAAUUCAGCAAUUCUUUAUCUUACAGAGCAUUGUACAGCCUCUUGCCUUGUCCAUAUAUGGUAAUAUUAAAGAUCGGUAGUUUCUUCCGAUAGAGGAAAGGUUAUGUCUAUAUAUUGUUUUGCUGGAAGGAGCUAUUCCUUAUCUCUGCAGAUUCAAACAGUCUUGUGUUUACCUUGUUGACUCAGCAUCUGUACAUUUCAGUCUGGCUGAAUAUUCAGUGAAGGCACCCAGUGUUCUGUACAUCUUGCUGAGUAUUUAGAUCAUAGGACAAGGCAUGCAUAUUGUAUACUUCAAUCUUACUGAGUAUUGAGAGGAAAGGGCAAGACACCAUUUUGUAUAUUUCUAAACUAAAAGUAGGGUCCAUUUUGUUACCUACUUUAACUUUAGCUCUUUCAUUCCCUCCUUUUAUCAUAACAUGAUAACAUUCACUCUCGUCGGUAGGUACACAAUGGUCGCAAGCAUCUAACAAUAAAAAUCACAGCGAUGAUUAACAAAAAGAUUGAGCCAUAAUGUAACACAGUACCUCAAAAGUCCACCAAACCAACUGAGCGGCCACUAGCUCCCACUUCCUUCAUUGUACCCUUGCAUAUCACUGUCAACCUUAGGGAUCUUUUUGUUUUCUUGGGAAAUAUAGGUAGCAUGGUCAGCGAUAUUAGAAGUUUCAUCAGGGAUAUAGGUGCAAUUUUCUCAUUUUUUUAUAGCACCUGUGCCUCCUUUUUCUGCCAAGAUAAAGUCUAAUGCCAUACAAUUUUGUAAAGCCAUAGUGUGGAUAGCAAGGGAAGGGAUAACUCAAUUAGUUGUUUCAUGUUACGCAUGUGGAGAACGACAUAAGCCAGAUAGCAGCAUCCUUUCCAGUUGCCAUUCUCCCCCAUCAUCCUGUCGCAAAGGCUGUUGUUUCCUGGUGGCAUCCCUGGCAGCCAAGGGUAUGCCCAUAGCCCACAUACCAAGUGUGUUCCAUUUACUGGUCAUGGUGGUCUCAGAGAAGAGAUUGUGGUGCAAGAGCUGUUCCCAAAUAUACUCCUUUCCCUGGGUUUUUACAAUGACAAGUGGCAUUAACUGGUAUACGGGGAUUGCUUACUAGUCUCAGUCGGGGAAUUCUCCAAAUUCUGUUCUCACCUAUUUUCCAACAGGGGGGAGUGUACCAUCCUUUAAAAUUGUUUUAUAUAGGUUAGUCCUCGAGUUUUAUUAAAUGGAAUGGCAAUUAUUGGUGGAGUCCAGAACCAGGGGCCACAGUUUAAGAAUAAGGAGUAAGCCAUUUAGAACAGAGAUGAGGAAACACUUUUUUUUCACAGAGAGUUGUGAGUCUGUGGAAUUCUCUACCCUCUGGCGGUGGAGACCGGUUCUCUGGAUACUUUCAAGAGAGCUAGAUAGGGCUCUUAAAGAUAGCGGAGUCAGGGGAUAUGGGGAGAAGGCACGAACAGGGCACUGAUUAGGGAUGGAUCAGCCAUGAUCACAUUGAAUGGCGGUGCUGGCUCAAAGGGCCGAAUGGCCUACUCCUGCACCUACUGUUAAUUGUCUAUCAUAACUCAUAGACAAAAAGAUAUAGUCCAGCAUCUGGGCCAUUCCCAGGACACUGAGGAGAGUUAUUUUAUUUAAUUGUCCUUAUUCCAGUUUCCAAUUCUUUUGCAAUCAGUUUGGUGUAUCCAACAAGGAAGAUUUUCGACCUCCACUGCUGUUGGUGUGAUCAGUAGUACUUGGAAGGGGCCCUUCCACCAUUCUCCCAGUUUCUUCCUAUCCCAAUGUCUUAUUAGUACGUGGUCUCCUGGUGGUAAGGAUUCACCAUUAUGGUCAGCUGAUAGUGGUUUCUGCGUUUCCAAUACUUGUGAAAGUAAGACUGACAAGGUUCGGGUUAAUUGGUGAGUGUACGUGAUCAAUUCAUCACUGAGGGCCUGUAGGUCAAAACUAACCUGCUCUAGCUGGGGUUGUUCUGAACCGUCAGAAUGGUACCUUAACCCAUUCCUGUCCCGUCUCGGUCAACCCUUUAGUGUCCUAUUCAUUCCCUUCACUAAUUCAGAACUCUGCGGGUGGUGGGAGAUGUGAGAUCACUCUUUAACUACUUACAAGGCAAACCCAUUUAAAAUAGAUCAUUAUUAAGGGAAAAUACAAUUCAAAAAUUAUUCCCAAUUUCUAAUCUCUCUCCAAAUUCACAAUUUCAAAUUAACAAAUUUUCUCUGAGAUAUAGGCAUCUCCAAUCUCAUCUAACACUUUGACCAGGAUUCCACGUGGCCAGUGAGGAAUCCAGGUCUCUUCUUGAACUCAAUACAAAAGAUGCCCAACUCUGACUGUGGUUCAAAAGCCAGAAAAAAGGGAACAAAAUAUGGCAAGCUGUCUCAGAGUGGGAACAAGUCAGGGUCUGGUGGCAAAACCCUUACCCCGAGACAGCAGUGUAUCAUCGACAAAUGGGGUUUCAUCAAUUCACAAAGAGUACGAGUGGAGAGGAGACAGAGCACCAGGAAGUUUGACAAGAAGAAGCCACUCCCCACUAUGUCCAGUGGAGAGGUGGUUGAUCCACUUGAGGGAACCUCUGGAUCCACCCCCUCCACCAGUCAGCAGCACAACAAGACGAGCAGGACCACUGCAGGCUUCACCCCAACAGCAACUGGGGUAGAGGAGAGAGAGGCAAGUCGCCCUGAGCUGAUCAAGGCACGCAUGCAACAGGCAACAGAAGCCGGGGAGGCAAGACAGGCCAUGACACAGCCCCAGACACAACAUGAGAGGGCUGUUGACAUCUUCCAGGGAUUCUUAAAGACUGAGCUGCUCAAGAUACCAGAGAACAUGUGGUUCAAAUACACCAUGGCUGCCAUGACGGUGGCCCAUAACUUCUCCCAGCCGUCUCAGCAGCAGAUGGGACAUAUGAUACAGCCACAGAUGGGACUGAUGGGACCCCCACCACAACAGUUGCCACUGAUGGGACCACCACUGAUGUGGUGGUCCCAUCUCAUUUUAUAA
Leucoraja erinaceus (little skate) is the source of this 3039-nucleotide messenger RNA. RefSeq lists its product as uncharacterized. The record is from RefSeq and is a predicted model, not a curated record. The coding region runs from base 2359 to 3039 and encodes 226 amino acids. NCBI's taxonomy places the organism in Eukaryota, Metazoa, Chordata, Chondrichthyes, Rajiformes, Rajidae. The transcript has 5 exons.